This is a messenger RNA of Truncatella angustata, 879 nucleotides long. RefSeq lists its product as uncharacterized. The record is from RefSeq and is a predicted model, not a curated record. The transcript is spliced from 2 exons. Lineage: Eukaryota; Fungi; Ascomycota; Sordariomycetes; Amphisphaeriales; Sporocadaceae. Bases 335 to 667 code for a protein of 110 amino acids.
AAUCACUACUCGAAAACGUCAUAUUUGAUAAAUUUACUGGUUGCAAAAAACAAAACUGCUAGCCUAUCUUGGUUAUGGAAACAACGAUCGUCCCAUUGGGCCACCAAAUAUCACUGGCAAGAACGGUCCAAGACAGCAAUAGAUUUUCAGCGUAAUCUUGUGUAUGUAAGGAAGGCUUUCAACCAGAACGCGAAGACCUUUCUUCCAACAAAAGCAAAAUCACCUGCCACCUGUAUCAGGCAAAGCCACUCUUUCUUCUUCAUCAACUGAACCACUCUUGCAACAGCACAGAACCGUACGUCCACACACCUUCAAUUGAUACUUACUAUUCGAGAUGAAGUCUUGCACCACCACCUUCUUGACAGUUGUUCUCGGUGCUACUACCACCAUGGCCCUCCCGGCUGCUGGUCAGACUGGCCAAGCUCUCGCUCGGCGAGGCGACUGCAUUGCCUCCUACCACUUUUGCUAUGAUGGCGAACAGUGCUGCAGCGGCAUCUGUAUUGGUGGUAGCUCCACCCGCGGUGGCUACUGCAGCGGCCACAAGGAGGACACCUGCUAUUCUCCUGGUGAGUUCUGUUUCAACAGCGAUGAUUGCUGCGCUGGUAGAUAUAUUGGCAUAGGAAGCCAAAUUACUCUCUACGGCGAAUGCAGCAUAGUAAAGGGCUAAUUCAGAGAAGUUUAAAACGGGGCGGAAGGGGAUCUUGGUUCUCAUGGACAACGGACUGCCGUUUGAGUGAAAUGCCACGUUUGGCAGGACAGUAAUAAUUGAUCCUCACCACAGCACAGAGCGCUGAUUAUUGCAACAUCAAUUGCAAUCUUUCUGAGGCGCGGCCAUAGAUAGCUCAAGAAAAUCCGACUUGCCUUCGAGGCUCUUUCACC